AUGAAGAAAUAUUAUCCAAUAGUUCCAAAUUUAUCACAUCAAAUUGAACCAGAGGUUGAUAGAAGUUCAAAGAGACAUCGUAAUUCAAUAAAUAUGGCAAAUCUUCCAACUGAUCCUGGAUUACAAGCUCCGAUUUCUGAUUAUAAUCCCAAUAUUCAAGAUGAAAUUCGAAGAUAUUAUUUACAACAAGGGCCUUGUCAACUAAGAAGUCACAAUUUCCCUCCUACUUUCUUUGGAAAACAAAAGCGUUGGUUCAACAUUGCAUGUAUUCGAUUUCUUCUACGACAAGGUCUUGCAUUUUGUGUUCAUGAUGAGUCCCAAAAUUCUACUAAUCAAGGUAACUUUCUUGAACUUUUAACUUUUUUGGCUGAUCAUAAUGAAGAAAUUAGAGUUGUUGCUUUGAAGAAUGCUCCUGAAAAUCUUAAAUUGACUUCACCAAAGAUUCAAAAGGAUAUUGUAAAUGCAUGUGCUGUUGAAACAAUCAAUGUUAUUAUUGAAGACAUUGGAGAUGCUAUAUUUUCUGUGUUAGUUGAUGAAUCCCGUGAUGUAGCUAUAAAAGAGCAAAUGGUCGUAAUGUGUCGUUAUGUGGACAAGAAAUGGUAUGUAAUUGAAAGAUUCAUUGGGAUUGAACAUGUUCCAAAUACUACAUCUAUCUCACUAAAAAUAGCAAUUGAUAAGCUAUAUUCAAAGCAUGGGUUGAGCAUAUCUAGAUUACGUGGUCAAGGGUAUGAUGGAGCUAGUAACAUGAGUGGAGAGUUUAACGGUUUAAAGAGUAUUAUCAUGAAGGAAAAUGAAUGUGCUUUCUUUGUCUAUUGUUUUGCUCAUCAGUUACAGUUAACGCUCAUGGAUGUGGCCAAAAAACAUGAUUUAAUAGGUACUUUUCUCAUUGUGGUAUCAAAUGUGGUGAAUAUUGUUGGAGCAUCAUCUAAGCGUUGCGGCAUUCUUCGAGAAAAACAAGCUGCCAAAGUCAUUGAAGCAUUAAAAAGUGGACAACUUUCAAGUAGAAAAGGCCUAAAUCAAGAAAAUUGGAUUAAAUGUCCAUGUGAGACACGUUGGGGAUCACAUUUUUGUACUUUGGUAAGCUUUACUAUCAUGUUUUCAUCUAUUAUUGAUGUGCUUGAGGAAAUUGCAAGUGAUAGUUUGAAUAGUGACCAAAAGUCUGAAGCAUCUAUUAUGUUACAAGUGGUGCAAACAUAUGAUUUUGUAUUUAGCUUGCAUUUGGUGAAGAAUAUACUUGGAAUUACAAAUGAGUUGUCACAAGUCUUACAAAAGAGGUGA
This is a messenger RNA of Cannabis sativa, 1278 nucleotides long. RefSeq lists its product as uncharacterized. Bases 1 to 1278 code for a protein of 425 amino acids. NCBI's taxonomy places the organism in Eukaryota, Viridiplantae, Streptophyta, Magnoliopsida, Rosales, Cannabaceae. The transcript is spliced from 3 exons. The record is from RefSeq and is a predicted model, not a curated record.